AUGCUUCUUAGCAUCUUCACCAUCCACACCGUUGACCUCACCUUGGAGUCCAAAAUCUCGCAAAUGGGAAUUCUAAACACCUCGUGUGGACAGGAUGCCAUGAAUACACACAGCUGGACUUACGAUCGUGCCGACCCGACAGCCGACAACCGAUAA
Molecule: messenger RNA, 156 nt
Organism: Podospora bellae-mahoneyi
Lineage: Eukaryota; Fungi; Ascomycota; Sordariomycetes; Sordariales; Podosporaceae
Exons: 2
Coding region: 1-156 (51 amino acids)
Source: RefSeq, a predicted model, not a curated record